Molecule: messenger RNA, 1640 nt
Organism: Oppia nitens
Lineage: Eukaryota; Metazoa; Arthropoda; Arachnida; Sarcoptiformes; Oppiidae
Gene: p47
Product: NSFL1 cofactor p47-like
Exons: 4
Coding region: 214-1479 (421 amino acids)
Biological process (GO): nuclear membrane reassembly; Golgi organization; membrane fusion
Cellular component (GO): cytosol; nucleus
Molecular function (GO): ubiquitin binding
Source: RefSeq, a predicted model, not a curated record
CAAUAUUUUACAGUAGUUUACAGUAGUGUUGUAUAACUAAUAACUAAAGUAUACAAUAGUAGUACAAAAUGUGCAGUAUUUUAGUGUAUUGUUAAUGCAUUGUAUGACUGACUCAAUGAAUGACUUGCAUUAAUGUAUUGAAUGAUUCAAAUGAUUAUUGAAUUGUCAUAAAACUGAUAACUUAUUGACUGAUUGUUUGGACACUUAAUAGCAAUGGACACAAAUCCUCAAUCCAAAGAUGAAUUGAUAUCUAACUUUUGUGGCAUAACUGGUGUUGAGGCUUCAAGAGGAGAGUUUUACUUAGAGUCGGCUAAUUGGGAUCUAUCGUUGGCCAUUCAAUCUUUUUACGAAACGGCCACUGAAGACAUAGCGAUUCCAACUAAUGCACCCAAUCCUCAAACCAGUGAAGAACAAAAAAGAGCGCAUGAAUUGCAACAAAUGUUUAGCAAUAAACCAAUUCAUAACACAAGUGAUAACUCGAGUGAUGAUGAGAUGCCAUUGCAAGCCAUGACGUCAAAAGAUAGCGCAAAGUCAUCAAAGAAUACACAAAAAUCUCACUUAUCUUCAAAUAUUGCAACUCUGGGUUCUUUGAAACCGAAAUCAGAUUCCGGUGAAGGAGAAAGUGAUGAAGAAGGACAGGCCUUCUAUGCCGGUGGUUCUGAACACAGCGGUCAACAAGUUUUAGGACCAAAAAAGAAAAAUACAGACAAAUUAGUUCAAAAUAUGUUUCAGUCGGCUAAAGAACACGGCGCUGAAGUUAUUGAUCCCAAUGAAGAGGUGAGCGCACAAAGACGUAUAAAUUCAUUUGGUGGUCAUGGGUUUAAACUCGGAUCUACUUCAGAACAGCCAUCAGCUGUUUCAUCUCAAUUUGCAGUUCACAAUCAAAAGCAAAAUCGAGAUAUGAUUUUAAAGUUUUGGAGAAAUGGUUUUAGUAUUGAUGACGGACCUCUUCGCGAGUAUAAUGAUCCACAAAAUCAAGAGUUUCUAAAUUCAAUAAAAAAGGGCGAAAUUCCCAGAGAAUUGAUUCAACAGUCCGGCGGACAGGAAGUUCAUCUCAAUCUUGAAGAUCAUAAACACGAAGAUUUUAUACCUCCGAAAAAGUCAAUGAAACUAUUUGCAGGCGAAGGACAUCGAUUGGGAUCACCAGCCGCUGAUGUUGUGAUCACUCAGACAUUACAAUCUAAUUUUGAUCCCAAAGUUACCGAAGCUGAAGCUGUAAAGCAACUAAAAGUAGAUGAAACUAAACCGACAACUAGUAUUCAAAUACGAUUGACUGACGGAUCCCGUUUGGUAGUCAAACUGAAUAUAACGCAUACUAUUGCUGAUAUCAGACAUUUUAUUUGUACCUCUCGUCCCAUAUAUUCGGCCCAAAGCUUUGGUUUAAUGACAACAUUUCCUAACAAAGAACUGACUGACGAAACGUUAUCUAUAAAAGAUGCAAAUCUGUUGAAUGCAUCAAUUGUUCAAAGAAUUAAAUGAAUGACAAAUAACUUUUGAUAUAAUAAUUAUAUCAAUCGAUUACAUAAUUUGUUUUUUUAAAUAAUAGAAUAUUUUGUGAUGUUUAUGAUAUGCCGUAUAUUUAAAAAUUGUUUUAUAAAUAUUUUUAUUAUAAUCUUAUGUAUCGAAAUUAUUUGUGAAAC